Penicillium cinerascens is the source of this 1836-nucleotide messenger RNA. Its product is annotated as WD40 repeat domain-containing protein. The transcript has 3 exons. Gene Ontology annotation, biological process: actin filament depolymerization; positive regulation of actin filament depolymerization. Lineage: Eukaryota; Fungi; Ascomycota; Eurotiomycetes; Eurotiales; Aspergillaceae. The record is from RefSeq and is a predicted model, not a curated record. Gene Ontology annotation, cellular component: cortical actin cytoskeleton. Bases 1 to 1836 code for a protein of 611 amino acids. Gene Ontology annotation, molecular function: actin filament binding.
AUGUCAAUCACCAACGAAUCCAUUUGGGCUGCAAGCCCCUCCACCACCCGCGGCCAGCCCACCCAGCUUUCGUCCGAUGCCAAGGGCGAGCGACUUGCCUAUGCUUCGAACAAAUCCAUCUUCCUGCGUUCAAUCGACGACCCCGCAAUCGCCAGACAGUACACCGAACACAAGGCCCACACAACUGUCGCUCGGUUCUCUCCCUCUGGAUUCUAUGUCGCCAGUGGUGAUGCCACCGGCACUGUGAGAGUAUGGGAUUGUGUCGGCGAGGGCAUCACCAAGGGGGAAUACAGCAUUGUCAAUGGCCGCAUCAACGACCUGGCCUGGGACGGCGAUUCGCAGCGCAUAAUUGCCGUCGGUGAUGGAAAGCAACGAUUUGGACACUGCAUCACCUGGGACAGUGGAAACACCGUCGGAGAGAUCUACGGCCACACCCAACAGAUCAACUCGGUGUCAAUCAGACAGCAGAGGCCUCUUCGCGCUGCCACCGCUGGUGACGAUAAGAAGCUGGUCUUCUACCACGGAGCGCCUUUCAAGUUCAACAUGGGAGUUCCCGACAAGCACACGAACUAUAUCUACGGUGUUGGAUUCAGUCCGGAUGGUUCGAACCUGGUCAGUGUGGGUGGCGACCGCAAGAUCUGGCUGUACGAUGGCAAGACGGGAGAGACCAAGGGUCAGAUCGGCGAAGGAGAACACAAUGGCAGUAUUUUCGGUGUCUCUUGGUCGAAGGACUCUCGGAAGUUCGUGACCGCAAGCGCUGAUCGAACCGUCAAGAUCUGGGAUGUGGAAGCUGGCAAGUCAACACAGAGCUGGACUCUGGGCGAGGAGGGUGCCAUGGCUGUCCGUGACCAGCAAGUCGGUGUUGUCUGGCCCCCGGGCAGAAGCGACAACCUUCUCAUCAGUUUGUCUCUCAGCGGUGACCUGAACUAUCUGGUUGAAGGCACCCCCAAGCCCCGGCAGGUUGUUCAGGGCCACCAGAAGAGCAUUACGUCCAUGAACCAGUCAAUUCUAGACAAUAAGGAGACCUUGUGGACCGGUAGCUUUGAGGGUCGCGUCUGCAGCUGGGAUGUUGGUUCUGGCACCGCCGGCGAGAUUGAGGGCGAGGGGCAUCCCGGUUACAUUGCCGGCCUAGCCACCACAUCGGAGGGCACCGGAAGAAUUUACAGUGUCGGCUGGGACGACACCAUUCGCUCCAUUGAUGCUGCCGCUAAGACUUACACUGGCAGCUCUACCAAGCUUACAGGUCAACCUAAAGGCGCUGCCGCCGGAGAUUCGACUGUGCUGGUCGCUGCCGCCGAGGCAGUUGAGAUUUUCCAGGAUGGCAAGAAGACUGGAGAAUACAAGACCAAAUUCCCCGUCACCAAUGUUGCGGCUCAUGGGACGGUUGCAGCCGUUGGCGGCGAGGACGGAUCGGUCCAAAUCUGCAGCGUCUCCAGCUCGAGCUUGUCGCCUCAGACAGACAUCAAGGCCUCUCGUAACCAAGUUUCCACACUCGCCUUCUCUCCAGACACUUCGCUUCUGGCGGUUGGCGAUCAAAAGGGACGCGUCCUGGUCUUCAAAGUCGCCGAUGGCAGCCUGGUCACAGAUCGAUGGACCGCCCACACGGCACGCAUCACAUCACUUGCUUGGAACAAGGACGGCACUCACGUGGUGAGUGGAUCGGUGGAUACCAACAUCUUCGUCUGGAGCUUGGCCAACCCUGGCGACUGGCUGGAGCUCACGAACGCCCACAAGGAGGGCGUCAACGGCGUGGCGUGGAUCGCCGGAAGCUCCAAGAUCGCAUCGGCAGGAGCUGAUGCCGCAGUGAAGGUGUGGAAAGUGGAGGGCCUGAAAUAA